GGUACGCGUGGUCGGCGUCGCACGUAACGCUAUGUUUCGCGCAGUGACGGACGGCUGGAAGCGAUAUUGGUGGGGAACAGGUAUUUCACCAGAUCGAACUAAUCGGAUUCAAGACAUCUAUUUACGAUUUUACAAUGGAAGCACCUUUGAAGAGUACGUGGAUUUUCCCCUCAUGCAAGCCAAUCGUUUAUUCGAUGUCAAGGGUUUCGACAAGAACAGCCCCACAGUCAUCUACAUGCAUGGCUUCAUCGAGACAGCGCAGAAGGAGAGUGUCCAGGUCAUGGUGAACGCCUAUCUAGAAACGCGACCGGGCACCAACGUAAUACUUUUGGACUGGUCGAAUAUGUCUCAUGGGUCCUACUUAGUCAAUGCUGCUAGAAACACAAAAAAGGUAGGAGUUGCAACAGCAGAACAAAUACACAAACUCCUGGAAGCAGGUCUUCAGAGCGAUAAGCUGCAUCUCAUAGGACAUUCCCUUGGUAGCCAUGUUGCUGGUUAUAUCGCUAAAGAGCUUAAGAACAAGUACAAUAGGACAGUGAAACGAUUAACAGCGCUAGAUCCAGCUUUUCCAGCAUUUUAUCCUGACGGGUUGAUGAUGCAGCAUGUGUCAGCAAAAGAUGCCGAAUUUGUUGACGUAAUCCACACGGACGCAGGUGGUUAUGGAGCACCAGUGAAUACUGGCACUGCAGACUUUUGGCCGAAUGGCGGGAAAAGCGUGCAACCUGGCUGUCCUCGUUUCGCGCCCAUACCACUUUCAGACGAUAAUCUCUGCAGCCACUGGCGAUCAUGGCGUUUUUACGCUGAGUCGGUACGUAAUCCGCAAGCAUUCCCAUCAUCACCUGCGGAAUCCUACCAGAAAUUUAGAGAAAACCCCACCCCUGAUGUCGGCAUGGUAUACAUGGGAGCCGACUGUGAUACUAAUGCACGAGGAUCUUACUAUUUGACAACGAACCCCCAUCCACCCUUUGGUAAAGGCCUGGCAGGUUUAUACCCCAAGAGUAGAAAAAAUAAAGCGAUCAAAUCAUAAAGAAAUGAAGGAACAGAUGCUAUAGACAUUUUAUCUGUUGUAGGAUUUAGUGUCAAAUUGCUCACGUUGUUAGAAACGUAGUGAUAGUCACAUCAAGUAGUUUUUGGAAAUUGUUACAUUUUACUAUUAAGUCUGUGUGAAAAGGGACUUGAGGUAUAAAGUUUUGUUAUCAGCACGUUUUAGCACCACGCAUCCAAAUAAAACAUGUGCCUAUAUUUUAAGAAAAUAGAAUGCACUAUCAUAAUUUGACGUUUUAUCAAUAUACGUUCAUGCCUCUGUAGAUAGAUCGAUACACUUUAUGUUUUUAUAUCAAAUGUUAAAAGCAAAAAUGGAUCAUAAUUAGUACAAUAGUAUACCUGUUUUGAAAAUGACUAAUAAGUGGGAUUUGACCUUAAGCAACGCCGGCUUUAUCUUAGGUCUUAGGGGGCGCCGAGAUCCGCUCGUAACGCCUACGAGGUGCCUACGUCACUCGCAGUGCACAUACAGUAAACGGACUAUUGCUUCCCAACAUCAUGUAUAAUUACACCAUUUGCACCCGAAUUUCCGAUCACUUUGGAAAUAUAACUGUAAGUAUUCCAUUUUGGAGCCAGGGUAUUGAUUGCACCCAUGCGCUAUAUAGGCUAACGCUGGCGCUGACCUUAAGGUGGAAUCGCAUUAAGGACCGUUUACACGGAACCAAUCGACGAGCUAUUCCAUUAAGCCACGCCAUUAUUGGCGUCGUGUAAAUAGAGGCAAUCCAUUAUGGAGUGUCUCCAGACCAGGCAGCUACAUAGCUAACGCCGGCGCUGACCUUAAACGGGCCAUUCACUAUCUGCAUGGCGGUCCGCCGCGCAGACAGGGGACUGCUCAAACACUAUCUUGCGUAAGGCCCACGUAUGGAGUCUCGCAGUGCGCAUUGCAGGACUACAGGAUGGCUUGCACGCUGCGACUACAUUCAUAAUCCUGCAUUACUCAGCGGACGGCAAGGCGGACUGCAAUGCAGAAUAAUAAAUGCCCCCUUUUAAGAUGGAAUCGCAUUAAGGACCGUUUACACGAGAUCAAUAUACGAGCUAAUUCAGUAAGCCAAGCCAUUAUUGGCGUCGUGUAAAUAGAGACAAUCUAUUAUGGAGUGCCUCAAGAUCAAGGCCCUACAUAGGCCGACGCUGCCUUUAAGGUGGAAUCGCAUUAAGGACCAUUUACUCGGGGCCAAUCGACGAGUCAUUCCAUUAAGCCAAGCCAUUAUUGGCAUCGUGUAAAUAGAAACAAUCCAUUAUGGAGUGUCUCGAUAUUUUCGGACCAAUACCUUCCCCCACUACACGUACAUUGAAUUGGCUCAUGUUGGCCUUGUGUGAACGUGCAUUCUGAGCCAUUUGCCGUUUAGUAAAGAAUCAUAAAGAAACUUAUUGUAAUACUGCUGUAGUGUGGAUGGACGUUGCGAAUUUCGCACUUUUCACUAGACUAGCUUAAUAACGGCUUGGCUUUGUGGAAUGGCUCAUCAAUUAGCCCCGUGUAAACGGGCUAUUAAACUAAACUGCUACACGAUGGAAUGAUGUGCUGCGUUUAAGGCAAAAAGAUUGUUUUUCACGAAGUUGCAAAUAAUGCAUUAUUAAAAAACACCUUUGCCGUGUACUACCUCGACGCGGCCUCUUAUUUUAAUCCCGCCUUAAACAAAUAAAACGUCAUUCAUGCGAAGACACUGUAGAUCUCUGUCAUUUAAACUAUUUCCUUGCGACCUUUUUUUUACGAAAAAUCCAGUGUUUGAGAUCUAGUAGCAGUCCGGAAUGCGUUUGUAAAAAAUCACAAUUAGGUAGUAAUCAUGGGGCCAGACGUAUUGAUUCCCAUAUACUUAGUUUGUAUAACUUAAAUAAUAGGUGUUGUUCUUGCAAUUUGGGAGACGUGUGCCAAUAAAAUCGCCCACAUAUGUAUGACAGCCACCAUACACCACGCAUGUCACACGCCGUGCAAAAUGUCGACUCACGCGGAACUGCGGGUGGUGAAUACACGGUCCUAUUCGAGCCACCCAAGUUCUUACAAGAAUCUCAGCUACCUCUUGGGUUUGCUGAAAAAUCGGGGAGCGACCUUGGCGCUCUGAUGUACUUUGCCCUGUAGUUGACCACGCCGGAGCAUUGCAGUAGGAUGUACGCGCCCAUUUCCUCCUCCUCCUCCUCCAUGCACUGGAGGGCUGUCCGUGAAACCUAGAUUGAAAAAGUACUUAUCAUAUGGACCAUGACCCGUUAGGGCGGCUAUUAGAAUGCGUAGCUCUUUCCUUUUGAGUUUUAUAAAUUUACGAGACAGAUACCGUACCUAACGAGGUUCAAAUGUAUACGCGUGAAACACUCUUCACUCCCUAGAAUGACUACCUACCUGGUUAUCGUCGGCUCACUGCGAACCGCACACGUUCCGCUCGCAGCACCCUCACGAACCUCGUACACACUAUUAUUUUUAGUAACAUAAUGCAACGGUUACGGCUACAGCUCGCUAGUACGUACCCGGCUUAAGUGCGGCGUUACAUUGCGACACAGCGUUAGGGCGCGUUCCCAUUAUGUCGUGACGACAAAUAGUCAUGCAGUUUAAAGUGUCAUGGCUUGUAUAUUUAAAUGAAGUUGUUCACAUAUAGGUAUAUAGUACAAUACUAUUAACUGUCGUUUCCGACUUUUUUUUGUUACCACAAGAGCCUGUCGUGACAAUGAGAAGUGCUAGAACGACAGUCGUCUGAUCAUAAAAAAUACGUCAAGAUAAAAAUGCAUAAUUCGAUUCCGCCUUCCCCUUUCCAUUAUCGGGAGACUAGACGUGGGCUGGGGUUCCAUCCUUAUGUUGUGGAU
This is a messenger RNA of Hyposmocoma kahamanoa, 3828 nucleotides long. Its product is annotated as pancreatic lipase-related protein 2-like. The transcript has 8 exons. Lineage: Eukaryota; Metazoa; Arthropoda; Insecta; Lepidoptera; Cosmopterigidae. Bases 32 to 1027 code for a protein of 331 amino acids. The record is from RefSeq and is a predicted model, not a curated record. Gene Ontology annotation, biological process: lipid metabolic process. Gene Ontology annotation, molecular function: lipase activity.